Molecule: messenger RNA, 1635 nt
Organism: Scleropages formosus (Asian bonytongue)
Lineage: Eukaryota; Metazoa; Chordata; Actinopteri; Osteoglossiformes; Osteoglossidae
Gene: cox18
Product: cytochrome c oxidase assembly factor COX18
Exons: 7
Coding region: 191-1216 (341 amino acids)
Biological process (GO): protein insertion into mitochondrial inner membrane from matrix; mitochondrial respiratory chain complex IV assembly
Cellular component (GO): mitochondrial inner membrane
Molecular function (GO): membrane insertase activity
Source: RefSeq, a predicted model, not a curated record
CCAUUCUGAAGGUGCGUCUGAAAUAUGGCUACUGACAAUCUCGGUUUAGUUCACUGUGCUUGUAUUUCUCUUUACAGAGCUGAUAUAUUGUGCUGAAUUAAAAGUCGAAACGAAAGUGUGUGAAAGUGAAGAUUUGAAAUUAUUUUUCCAAUCGAGUGAAGAUUUUGUGAGCUCACCUCCAGCUUUAUAGAUGAUGCUCUGCCAGGCGACAUCUCGACUGCUGCUUUCUGCAUCCCUACGAAAUUCCCACAGAUGGAGGCGGAUGCUGAAGCCAGUUGUCCUCGGCACCUCGCACCUCUCGCCGCCCGGUUGCUUGCUUUACCCGGUGCCGGGUGUCGCUGCACCUUCGCGGAGGAGCCUAACCUCGGGUCAGGUCGGCUGGUACGAGAGCAUGGCGGACUCGCAGCCGAUCCACCUUACGGAGGAUCUUCUGGUGUCCGUGCAGCAGGUCACAGGACUGCCCUGGUGGGCUGCCAUCGUCUGCACCACUGUGACCCUGCGAACAGCCAUCACUCUUCCUUUGGGCAUCUAUCAGAUUGUCAUCCUUGCCAAGGUUGAGGCCCUGCAAGCAGAGAUUGCGGAACUGGCUAAACGCCUGAGAUACGAGGUGUCGGUGCGGGCAAAAGAGAAAGGCUGGUCAGAAAAGACCUGUCGGUACCAGUUCAAGAAGAACUUGCGACGCAUCAUAUCUGAGCUGUACGUGAGGGACAACUGCCACCCGUUCAAGGCCAGCUUGCUGGUAUGGGUGCAGCUGCCGAUGUGGGUGUGCCUGUCUCUGGCCCUACGCAACCUCAGCACAGGGGGGCCAGUGGCAAACCCCUCAGCCUUCCAGGGAGAGCUGGCAGCAGGGGGCGCUCUCUGGUUCCCAGAUCUCACUCUGCCUGACUCUACCUGGGUGAUGCCCAUGUCCCUGGGCAUUGUGAAUCUACUCAUUGUAGAGAUGUUUUCUCUUAGGAAACUCAAUCCUUCUAAGCUUCAAAAGUUUGUGACCAACUUUAUCCGGGGAAUCUCUGUGGUGAUGAUUCCAAUCGCUGCCACAGUUCCAUCGUCCAUGGCCCUGUACUGGCUGAGCUCCAGCUGCGUGGGAUUGGGUCAUAACCUGCUGCUGCGCUCACCGCGAUUCCGCCGCCUCUGCCGGAUUCCCACCACCAGCUCAGACUCAGACACGCCCUAUAGAGACAUUGCUGCUGCCUUCAUUGCCAAAUACCUCAAGUAGAGUGACCUCCGACCAUCAGACUUCAACACCAGUCCACACUCACGAAGUCCACACUUCAAACUGCUGUGGAGCUUUUAGUUUAAAUCCCGAUCUGAGACUGCAUGAGGUCUCAGUGCUGCACUUGAUGAGACAACAUGGUCUGUAGGCCUCUGUUGCAUUCUGACAACUGUUUGACACCUCAAUCCACUUAUCGCCCAACCCCUCCGUACAGUGUGUCUGAGUCACAUGUCAUGAUCAUCACUAUUCUGCGGUUACACAAAACAAGAAAGAAGGGAAGCACCUUUGUGGCACUACCUGGAAGAGCUGCAGGAGAUCUCAUCUCUAGACCACAACAAACAGCUAUAUGCUCUCCCAGCUCCCCACCCAGUACUUUUAUUUGUAAAAAUAUGAAGCUGAACCAGGAAGGUUCCUGAGAAAUU